Molecule: messenger RNA, 2592 nt
Organism: Protopolystoma xenopodis
Lineage: Eukaryota; Metazoa; Platyhelminthes; Monogenea; Polystomatidea; Polystomatidae
Source: the annotation of a GenBank genome assembly
GAUCCAAAGUCGACGUUUGUCAUGCAGCCAUCUCAUGGAAACACGUCCUUCCCUCCUGUAAAAGUCGGUAGUAAGUCGGAUAGCCGAGUGCCGAAACCUCCAAAACCCCCUGAGAAGCCGUUAAUGCCCUACAUGCGAUAUAGCCGAAAGGUCUGGGAACAAGUAAAGAAUUCAAAUCCACAAUCAAAACUAUGGGAAGUUGGAAAAAUCAUCGGACAAAUGUGGAGGGAAUUACCUGAAGAUGAAAAAUCAUUGUUUGUGGAGGAAUAUGAAUCGGAAAAAGCUCAAUACACUGAGGCCCUGAGGCAGUAUCAUAAUUCUCCCUCAUAUCAAUCUUGGCUGGCGGCAAAGGAGAGAGCUGAGAAGAACAUUGAAGAGCAAGAACAAGAGCGAAAGCAAGUCGCUCCUCGUGCAAGAGAGCGCCCUGACGGACAACAGAACGACCUAAGGGAAUCGUACAUUUUGGAGGAUAAUGAAGAAGAUCCUGAGGAUCAAUUCACUGCAAAGCAUGUUGCUGCUGCCCGAUUUCAGCGCAAUCAUCGUCUUAUGUUGGAAAUACUUAGUGAUAGUCGCCUCCCUGAUCCCGGUCAAUUUAUCACAGAGACUCGCCUGAAUACGUUACGAAUGCAAGUGGAACAAUUGAAGAAUCACAAAAGGAAUUUAUCACAAGAGAUUGAUAACUGUGAGGCCAGACAUCAAAGCAAAAUCCGCAGGAUGAAAGAGGAGUCUGAAAAGUAUAUAAUCGAUUACGAAAAAUUGGUUUCCUUUUGUCCCAUAAUUACUGAGGCACAAUUCGGAGAGAUGAUAAUAAGAGCGAAAUGUGAUAUGCAUCGAGAAGAGGAAGAGAGACGCGAGCGCCAGUUAGCUGAAAUAGAAGCCCGACACAAAAGGGCCCAACAGCGGCAACAAAGAGAGGCGGAAAUCAUGGCUGAAGUUGAAAGGAGGAGACAGCAACAUGCUCUACAGCAACAACGAGCACAGCAGCAACUUCAUCCACCUCAUGCUCAACAUCAGGCGCUUAAAGAAGAAGAGAAUCAGCGGCCUUGUCCCGAGAAUGGCGAAGCUAUCCAGCCUGUUCACGAAGGCUCACAUGAGAUUCAUUCUAGACCAAUGCAACAGCCUGGACUGCCGUCAAACCCGCCUAGCAAUACAGGUACAAUACAUCCUCAUACUGUUCAACCGCAAAUUCCCCACAACAUUAUUCCUGUUGCCCCUGGCCAUCUUCCAUCCGGAUAUGCCCCACCACCUGGACCUCCAAGAUCCGUGCCUCAUGGACACCCACCUGGUGUACAGCCUUGUCAAAUGUAUCCACCUCCCAUUCCUCAAGGCCAGCAACCAGGAAAUCAAACCCAAGUCAUGCAGCAGUAUUCACAGCAUGGGGGUUACAUUCCUCAGCAUCAAAGCCACACUCAGCACCACUAUCCUCCUCCGCCCCAGUAUCCACCACAAACACAGCAGCAGAUCUCCAGUCACUUCGCACCCAAUAUCAUUCCUCCCGUACCUCAGCAAAGCCAGCAAAUCAUUUCAGCUAAGCCUUCAUCAAGCUUUCCUAAGGAACCCCCGCCAAGUUCAGUCUCUCAGGUACCCCUUGUCACAACAAAGAAAACCUCUUCAGCCUCUUCUACUUCAUCGACAUCUUCCACUUCGUCCAGUGCUGUUACUAGUAAGAAGAAAAAGCAGACAUCAAAGGAAAAGAAAGCCGCUUUAUCUGCUUCUGCUAGCUCCAAUGCUCCCAUCAACGAGGAUCAAUCAAGCAGUGGAAGUCUCUCGACACAAACUAGCGGGGAUCCUGCUAUGUUGCCUCAGCCCUCUCGCCCCCCAACAUCUUUCCUUCCAUCUGAGUAUCCAGUUCAGCAUCACCCUGGUAUGCUUGUUGAUGCCAAUCAGCCCCCUCCGCCACCUGGCUAUCAUGCACACCCUCACGUCCAACAGCUUCCGGGAUACUAUCAUAUUGGGAUGCAGCAACAUCAUAUAGGCCACCCACCGCCUCAUCCCCAUACUCCACAGCAUCAUAGCCAGCACCCUCAGUCCCAAAUGCAUCCUAUACCAUCUGGCUCAUAUCCGCCGCCACAUAUGCGGCCACCGGGAUCUCCAGCCUAUGCUGUUCAGGGUGCUGGUAACUAUCCGCCCCCAUCUAUACCGUCACAGCAAGCCUUGCAGACAGGCAACCAGCCUCCUGGGAUGUACCAUCAUCAAGCCACCCAACAGCAACCACCCCAUAUGAUGGGCCCUCCGGGAGGUCAGUCAAAUAUUUGGCAUCAUCAGGAAAGUGGAUACCCACCGCCACAUUACUCUGGUGGACCCCGCUAUCCUCCGGUGCCUCUUCAUAGUUAUCACCAUCCGCAGCAGCAACGUCCUUAUGGGAUGCCUCCAGGUCCACCGCAACUGCAGGAUUCUAGUCAACUAGCUUCAUCUCCCGCAAUGACUUCUGGUUCAUCAGUUGUGCCGCAACAGCCUAGUGUACCUGCACCUCCUCCUUAUCAGGCUAGUUCGGGUGGAUUUUGGCCGCAACAACCAAACAUCGAAUAUAGACAAUCUGACAGUAAUUUACGAUAUUACAUUUCUUUUAAAAUCAUUUUGGAACGCAUUUAA